This is a messenger RNA of Geodia barretti, 1182 nucleotides long. NCBI's taxonomy places the organism in Eukaryota, Metazoa, Porifera, Demospongiae, Tetractinellida, Geodiidae. The record is from the annotation of a GenBank genome assembly.
AUGACAGACCGACGGUUCGGUUUCCAGUUACUCUCGACCGAUGGAACGGCCCGGCGCGGGCAGAUUACCACGCCCCAUGGGGAGGCGCAAACGCCCCUGUUCAUGCCGGUGGCCACCCAGGCAACGGUGAAGGGGCUGACCUUCGAUGAGGUCCGAUGCCUGGGCGCGGAAACGGUGCUCAGCAACGCCUAUCACCUGUACCUACGGCCGGGCGUCGAACGGGUGCGCGACGCCGGAGGGCUGCACCGCUUCAUGGGCUGGGGCGGGCCGAUCCUGACCGACAGCGGCGGCUACCAGGCAUUCAGCAUGGGCACGCUGCGUCGGGUGAACGACGACGGCAUCGUGUUCCGCUCCCAUAUCGACGGGAGCGAGCACCGGUUCACGCCGGAGUCCGCGAUAAUCAACCAGCACGGUAUCGGAGCGGACAUCAUCAUGUGCUUCGACCAGUGCGUUUUUUCGGCCGGCGACCCUGCCGCGGUGAGAGAGGCGAUGGAGCGCACCCACCGGUGGGCUCAGGCUUGCUACGACACCCAUGCGCGGAGCGGUCAGAGCGGACGACAGGCCUUGUUCGGCAUCGUGCAGGGCGGCACCGUGCCGGAACUGCGGCGGCAGUCGGCCCAAUACAUCACGGGCAUACCAUUCGACGGUUACGCCAUCGGCGGCCUGGCGGUGGGCGAGACCAAGGCGGAGAUGCACGACGUGACGGGGCUGGUCUGCGAGGGUCUGCCGACCGACCGACCGCGGUACCUGAUGGGUGUGGGUUCCCCGGAAGACCUGGUGAACUCGGUGGCGCUGGGCGUCGACAUGUUCGACUGCGUGCUGCCGACCCGGGUGGCCCGCAACGGCGCGCUGUUCACGCCCACGGGCCGGGUCAGCAUCGCCAACCGGAGGUUCGCGGAACAGGACGCGCCGCUGGAUGAUACGUGCGACUGCUACGCCUGCGGGAACUACACCGCGGCGUACCUGCGCCAUCUGUUCAAGGCUGGCGAGAUGCUUGGCCCGCGGCUGGCGUCGAUCCACAACCUGCGCUUCAUACUGCGCCUGAUGUCGGAUAUGCGGAGCGCGAUAGCGGAGAGGCGAUUUGCAGCUUUCCGGGCGAAUUUCCUUGACACCUACCAACCCACGGACGAAGGGCGGCGUCAAGCCCAGAAGCACCGGUGGAUCGAGGAACGAGGCGCCUGA